Molecule: messenger RNA, 1002 nt
Organism: Cottoperca gobio
Lineage: Eukaryota; Metazoa; Chordata; Actinopteri; Perciformes; Bovichtidae
Gene: lgals2a
Product: lectin, galactoside-binding, soluble, 2a
Exons: 4
Coding region: 95-502 (135 amino acids)
Molecular function (GO): laminin binding; galactoside binding; carbohydrate binding
Source: RefSeq, a predicted model, not a curated record
CCCACACUGUAUAUAUCCUCCCGUGAGUGUGCAGUGAGGCCCUGCAGCACUCUCACUUCUUCUCAGCUCGACUUGACUGACUAUAUCUGCAAAGAUGACGAACGGUAUGAUCAUCAAGAACAUGUCCUUCAAGGUCGGCCAGACCCUGACCAUUGUUGGAGUCCCCAAGUCUGAUGCUACAAAUUUUGCAGUGAACAUUGGCCCUGAUGAGAAGGAUAUUACUAUGCAUCUCAACGCUCGUUUUAACGCCCAUGGAGACGAGAAUGCGAUGGUUUGCAACUCUUACCAGAACGGCAACUGGUGUGAGGAGCACCGCGAGGGAGGCUUCCCUUUCGUCCAGGGAGAGGAGUUCAAGAUCCUCAUUAAAUUCACCCCGGCAGAGUUUUUGGUGACUUUAUCAGAUGGCUCGGAAGUCCACUUCCCCAAUCGCAUGGGUGCGGAGAAGUACUCGUACAUCAGCUUCGAUGGGGAAGUUCGCGUCACAGGCUUUGAGAUCAAGUAAAACCUCCCAGGAGUUGAAAUUAAGUUUGUCCAGCAUCAGGUCACAUAAAGCCCCAGCUUUUAAGUUCCUGGGAUACCAUGUGGUAUCAGUAGUGCCUUAUAUGUUUCUCGCACGGUGUAUUAUGCAAGAUGUGCAAUUGCAAGAAACCACAGACAGUAUGAUAGAUAAGAUAGACACAUGCAAAGUCAUAAUACUCAGAUGUACACACAGAAACACAUACAGUAAUAGUUGUAGCUGCAUGUCCUUCCUACACACUUGACAGAGUUUACAAGUGGAAAGCAAACCAAACAUAAAAAUAGUCCCAUGUUAUCUUACUGUUAUUUGCUUUGCAGUUUGCAGUGUUUUGUUGAAAAGUACUACAUAACAUGAAGAUCCAAUGUUCUUUAAGGUGCCUUGAAAUGCUGCAUGUUCUCUUGUUUUCCCUCCCAGACAUUCCAGAUGUAUAACUAAGUGUAAUGCUUGCCUUUACAACAUGUAUUAAAGCAUGUCCUUGAUAAACA